Messenger RNA from Ichthyophthirius multifiliis, 8397 nucleotides. RefSeq lists its product as hypothetical. The record is from RefSeq and is a predicted model, not a curated record. NCBI's taxonomy places the organism in Eukaryota, Ciliophora, Oligohymenophorea, Hymenostomatida. Gene Ontology annotation, molecular function: ATP hydrolysis activity; ATP binding; nucleic acid binding. Gene Ontology annotation, cellular component: nucleus. The transcript is spliced from 5 exons.
AUGGAAUUAAACAAUAGAUUUUUAACAAGUUUUUAGCAUUAUUAACCAAAAGAAAAAUAUCGUUUUACAAUAUCUCUUCGUAAACUUACAGAGGGUUAUGAAAAAAAUGAUGAUAAUAGUGUAUAAAGAAUAAAUAAGUAAAGAAAUGACUAUAUUUAAAAUUGUAGAGAAAAAAAUGAAGAAGAUCCUUUGUAAGAAAUAAAAUUAAGACAAAUGGAUUUAAUGUAUCGAUUAUAUUUUACUGAAGACACGAAAUUAAGAAAAUUUAUGUAAGAUAUAAAAGCUGCAGUAAAAAAAAUUGGAAUAGAAAUUGUAAGAUAAGAUGAUCACAACGACUAGUAACAUAAUUUGAGAUGUUUUGGAUAUUAUUAAGGAAUAUACAAAAUAUUUAAAUAAUCUUGGACGAAUAGUGACGAAUGUUAUAUAAACUUUAUACAUAUUAUGAGAAAAGAUUAUGGCGACAAAUAUAAAAUGGAAGAAGAUUAUGAUUUAUAUUAAUAAUUAAUAGGCCUUUUAUUAACUGUAGAUAAAAAGCAGGAAUAAAUAAUGAAGACAGGAAUAUUAGAUGAAAGGGAUGAAAGUAAAUAAAAUGUUAUUAAUGAAUAUAAAAUGGAAUCAUAUCAAGAUAGUUUUUUAUCAGGAUAUUAAAAUAAUAUAUUAGAUUUUAGAUUUGGGUAUGAUAUUAGAGAUGAUUAAAGAGAUGAUGAAUAUAUUAUUAUUAGAUAAAAAUAAAAGUUUAAUUAUGUAAAGGAAUUUUUUGAAAGAUAUGAAGACGUCCUUAAACAGAAAUCGAGCGAUUUUUGGUAAUUUUUACUUUUUGAUGUCCUUAAAGCUUUGUGUGAUAAAAAAAAUUCUGAUGAGUAACUUUAAGAAAUUUUAAUGGGAUAUUUAGGUGAUUUUGAAGCUUGUAAAUUCUUGCUAUAAAAUAGAAAAGAAAUUAUUAUGUAUUUAUAUAAUAAUCAUUUUAGUACUGAUAAAUAAGUUACAUCUGGAAGCAGACUUUAAAAUGAUAAUAAAUCAAAAGGAUUAACUAAUUAUGAAAUUUUAAUUUCUAUUGUAUAUUUAAAAUAUCUAUAUUUUUAUUAUAAAUAAAAUUAAUUUUUAUAGGGAAUUAAAGAUGUUGAUAUAGAAUAAGAAAGCAGAUUAGGAUUGAAAAAAAGAGAUAUUGAUCAGAAAGUAAAAUAAGCAAAAGAAAGAAAUUAAUAUGAUGUAGAUGAAGAAUUUACAGAAAUAGAUUUUAUUAAUCAAGAUUAAAAUUAAUUAGUUUUAAAAAUACCCACUUUAGAAAAAACUGAUUACCCUGAUUAUAUUUAAUUCAAAAUUUCUCCUAUGCCAAGAGGAUUAGCACCUUCAGGAGAAUUAAUUUAAAUUUAAAAUGCUUUACCUUAGUGGGCAGAGCAAGCAUUUGAAGGAAUAAAUUCAUUAAACCUAGUUUAAUCAAAAGUUCAUCCUACAGCAUUUAAAACAGAUGAAAAUAUUCUUGUAUGCGCCCCUACAGGAGCAGGUAAAACGAAUAUAGCUUUAUUGACAAUAUUAAGAGAAAUUGAAAGGCAUGUGAACCCUUCAACUAAAAAAGUAAUAGACUUUGCAUUUAAAAUAAUAUAUAUUUCGCCAAUGAAAGCUUUAGCGGCAGAAAUAGUAGAUAAGUUUUAAGGGAGAUUGAGUUAUUUAGGAAUAAAAUGCCGAGAAUUAACAGGUGAUAUGUAGAUGUCAAAAAAAGAAAUUGAAGAAACACAAAUCAUUAUUACUACUCCUGAAAAAUGGGAUGUCUUUACUCGUAAAAAAAAUGAAGUUGCGGAAACUUUAAAGCUUCUAAUUAUUGAUGAAAUUCAUCUUUUAAAUGACGAAAGAGGCCCCGUUUUGGAAUGUUUGGUGUCCAGAACUCUUUAGAAUAUAGAAAGAUAGUAAAAAACAGUCAGAAUGUUAGGACUUUCUGCUACUUUACCAAAUUAUUUAGAUGUAGCAUCAUUCUUGCAUGUUAAAAAGGAAUCCGUUUUCUUCUUUGACGCUUCUUAUAGACCAGUUCCUUUAAUGUAGAGAUAUAUAGGAGUAAGAGAACCUAAAUAGACUUCGUUCAAAAUUCGCAGAAAAAAAAUUGAUAUAUAUAACGAAUUAACUUAUACCAUAUCUAAAGGAGUGCUUGAACAUAAAAAACAGGUUCUUAUUUUUGUCCAUUCAAGAAAAGAAACUAUCGUAACAGGAUAAUAUUUACUUAAAAUGGCUUAAGAUAGGAACGAAUUGCACCUAAUGAAGUCUCUAGAAAAAGAUAAACAUACACUUCCAAAAAUCUAAGAUAAGGAAUUGACUAAAUUGGCACCUUAUGGUAUAGGAUUUCAUCAUGCUGGUAUGUUGAGAAAAGAUAGAAAUUUGGUCGAGAAGAUGUUUUUGGAUGGAAAUCUUAGAAUUUUGUGUGCUACUGCUACUUUAGCUUGGGGUGUGAAUCUACCAGCUUAUUCUGUUAUUAUUAAAGGGACUGAUGUUAUUGACCCAAGUAGGGGUGGUACUUAGGAUUUAUCAGUUUUGGAUAUAUAAUAAAUGUUCGGAAGAGCAGGAAGACCUUAGUUUGAUUAGAAUGGAGAGGUCACUUUAAUUACUGAUGUUAAUAAAUUAAAUUAAUUUGUUGGAUAAUUAAAUAAUGCCUCUUAUAUUGAAAGCAGAUUCACUCGUCAUUUAAAAGAAGCUCUAAAUGCUGAAAUCGCUUUAGGAAACAUCACUACUUUAAAAGAAGCAUUUGAUUGGGUGAAUUAUACUUUUUAUGCGAUUAGAUUAAGAAGAAAUCCAACUGGUUACGGGUGCAAAAUAAGUGGUAAUUAUAAUAAAGAAUUAGCUAUUGAAAUGCAUAUUACAGAAACCAUAGAAAAUGCUCUUUAGGAUUUGGAUAAAUUAAGACUUAUAAGGUUAGAUAGGAAAAACAAUUAUCUAUCUUCAACAGAACUGGGAAGAAUUACUUCACAUUAUUAUAUUAAUUCGGAAACUAUGAAUACUUUUUGUAAAUGCUUUGGUAUUAAUAUGGACGUUGUCGAUGAUUACGAUGAAGUUGUGAAGAAAAAAACUGAGUAUAAAAAUGAUUUAGAUAUUCUGAAAAUUAUAGCUUAAGCAAAAGAGUUCGAGAAUAUAAAAAUGAGACCUGAAGAGGCCUAAGAAUUAUCAAAAGUAGUCAAUAUUUGUUGGAUUUUUGAUGAAAAGUUAGAACUUUCUAACAAAAGAAUAGCUUCUACAGAUAAUAAUGUAGAUAAUUAAACCCCUUUAUUAAUUGAUACACCUGAAAAAAUCCUGAUUUUAAUUUCAGGAUAUUUAUGUAAAUAUCCAUAUGAAAACUUUUCUCUAAUUUCAGACUCAUAGUUCAUUAUUUAGAACUCUAUAAGACUUUUAAGAUGCAUGCUAGAUAUCGUAAUUAAAAAAUCUAUGGCUUAAAAUGCUUAAUUAGUCCAAAAAUGGUGCCGAUAUAUAGAACAGAGAAUAGUUCCAGAUGAUACGCCUUUGCGUUAGUUCACAAAGGCUUCUUGGUAAGGGUAUAAUACGUUUAAAUAAAGAAAAGAAAAUCGAGAAGGGUUUCUUAGUGAAGAUGUAGUAACUAGAAUAGAAGACAAGGGUUUUACAUUAGAUUAAUUAAGAGAUAUUAAUGUAAAUGAACUUUCUUAUGCAAUAAAUUGGAAUUCUAAGGUGGCUUCUAUAAUAAAAAAAUUUGUUUCUUAUAUUCCUAGAGUUUAAGUUAAUUAUAAUGUAAGACCAAUUGCUUAGACUGUUUUAAAAGUCGACGUUUAGGUUAUGCCAGAUUGGACUUUUACACCAAGAUGGCAUAAUAAAACAGAGCUUUUUAAUUUAAUAGUGGAUGAUGAAAAUGAGAUUUUGCAUAAUGAAACUUUAACUAUUAGCUAGUAGUAAGUGUUUUCGAAAACUGCAACUGAACUUAGCUUUUUUGUGCCUUUUAGGGACUCUAAUGCUAGACAUUAUAGACUUUCUAUUGUACAUGACACUUGGAUUGCUGAUCCGGAGACGGAAAUUUAAAUUAAUUUAGAUAAUAUUUAUUUCUAAGGAGAAAAAAUGGAGUAUACAGAACUUUUAGAUAUUCAUCCUUUACCAACUUCGGCUCUUAAUAAUCCGGAAUUUGAGAACAUUUAUAAAUUUAAGUAUUUUAAUCCAAAUUAAACUUAAGUAUUUCAUGCAGUUUAUAAUACUGAUAAUAAUGUACUUAUUGGUUCACCUACUGGUUCUGGUAAAACUAUUAUGGCUGAAUUUUCUAUUUUGAGAGUUUUUAAUAAAUACCCAGGAAAGUUAGUUGUUUAUAUUGCUCCUUUGAAAGCCAUAGCAAAAGAAAGACUAAAUGACUGGGAAGUUAGAUUUGGGUAAAAAUUAGGAAAGAAAGUCCAUGAAUUAACUGGGGAUUUUACUCCAGAUUUAGAAUCUUUAUUGAAAGCAGAUGUUGUUGUUACUACUCCUGAAAAAUGGGAUGGUAUUUCUAGAAGUUGGAGCAACCGUGAAUAUGUAAAAAAUACUGCUUUAGUAAUUUUUGAUGAAAUUCAUUUAUUAGGACAAGAUAGAGGUCCUGUUUUGGAAGUUAUUGUUUCCAGAAUGAACUUAGUUUCGAGUAGAACUUAGCAUAAAAUUAGAAUGGUCGGUCUUUCUACAGCUAUGGCUAAUGGCACUGAUGUUGCUGAUUGGUUUGGAGUUCCAAGAUUUUAUUUCUUUAAUUUUAGACCUCAUGUAAGGCCUGUUCCUUUAAAAAUUUAUUUUGAUGGAUUUAGUGCAAAAGCAUAUUGCCCAAGAAUGGCAGAAAUGAAUAAACCAGCAUUUUAAUCAAUAAGAAAAUACGGAGAAAAGAAACCUGUAUUAGUAUUUGUAUCAUCACGUCGUCAAACACGUUUGACUGCAUUAGAUUUGAUAGCUCACGCUAUGCAUGAAUAAUGUGGUUAAUGUCCAUUUGUAAUGUGUAGUGAAGAUGAACUUUCUGCAUAUUUAGAAUUAAUAAAAGAUGAGUUUUUAAAAUAAACUCUUGCUUUUGGUGUAGGUAUGCAUCAUGCAGGUUUGUAAUAGGAAGACAAGAAAAUUGUAGAAGAACUUUUUUUAAAUUAAAAAAUAUAAGUUUUGAUUGCUACAGCUACUUUAGCUUGGGGAGUAAAUCUUCCAGCAAGACUUGUGAUAAUAAAAGGAACGGAAUAUUUCGAUUCUAAAAGUAAGAAAUAUGUAGACAUGCCUGUAACUGAUAUCUUAUAAAUGAUUGGAAGAGCAGGAAGACCUUAAUUUGAUGAUUAGGGCAUUGCUUGCGUUUUUGUGGAAUAAAGUAAAAAGAAUUUCUAUAGAAAAUAUUUAAAUGACCCUUUUCCAAUUGAAUCGUCUUUAAUAAGUCAAAUUCAUGAUCAUUUUAAUGCCGAAAUAUCAAGCGGAACAAUUGAAACGAAACAAUAGUGUAUGGAUUGGAUCACUUGGACUUAUUUUUUCAGAAGAAUGUUAAAAAAUCCUACUUAUUAUAAUUUAGAAAAUUAAGAAACUUCUUAAGUUAAGAAAUUCUUAAUUCAAUUAGUUGACGAUUGUAUGAAUAGAUUAUAAGAAUAUAAUUGUAUUACUAUUGAUGAAGAAUAAAAAUAUUACGUAUAGCCUACCUUUUUGGGGUAACUAGCAGCAUUUUAUUACAUUAAACAUGAAUCCAUUUUUCAUUUUGAUUAAAAAAUCACAAAAGAAAGUACAAUUCCUUAACUUCUACGAAUAAUAGCCUAUUGUAAAGAAUUCGAGGAAAUUCCUUUAAGACAUAAUGAAGAAAACAUGAAUGAGGCUUUAGCAAAAUUAGCUCCAUUAGCCUGUGAUAAAAACAAUUUUACAUCUUCAAAUGAAAAAACUUUCCUUCUUUAUCAAAUGCAUAUGUUUAGACUUCCACCGCCAAUUCGAGAUUAUAUAACAGAUACAAAAAUAGUGGUCGAUAGUUCGAUUAGAAUUAUUCAUGCGUGUAUAGAUCUUUGUGCAGAAAGAAAAUAGCUAAAUACAUGUGUUAAUUUGAUGAUUAUUAUGUAAAUGUUAGUUCAAGGAGUUUGGUUUGAUAGAAGUAUGCUUAUUAAUUUCCCGUUUUUCGAUGAGGUUUUGAUAAAGAAAUUACCAUUUUAUUACUUGUGUUAAUUAUUGGAAGAAUUCCAUAAUGGAUCUUUGUAAAAUAUGUUAAAGAAAAUCGAUAAAAAAUUCAAUGAGGAAAAUGUUUGGAAAGAACUUGAAAAAAAAAUCAAUAGUAUUCCUUUAGUUAAUUUAAGGGUAAAAAUUUACCCUUUUAAUUCAGAAAAAUUAUAAAAAGAAGAUACUUAAAUAUAACAAAGUGAAAUAUAACUGGUGCAAGGAGGAGAAGCAAUUAUUUAAGUGAAUAUGGAAAGGGUUAAUUAUAAGUAACCACUUUAAGUUUAGGUUUAGCAUUGUUAAAAGAUUAAAGACGCUUCUUGGUGGCUUGUUGUGGGUGAUGAGUAUUUUGGUGAACUUCUUUCAAUGAAGAAAGUGUUCUUUAAAUAAAAUUUGUUUAAAGAGAUUUAAAUUAUUUUGCCAAAAAACUUUGAUAAAAGUAAAAAAUUGAGUGUAAUGUUAAUUUCUGAUUCAUAUUUGGGUAUAGAUUAGAUUUAAAAAAUUGAUUUGAGGGCGAAAUUGUAAUAAAAUGAUGAAAAAUAUUAAAUAAAUAGUGAUGAAGAAUCAUUAGAAACGGAUAAACCCAUUAGAUAAAGACUUUCUUCAGAUGAAGAAUAAGAAUAAUAAAAAGCUAAUUAAAAAUAUAAGAAUAAUAGUGCUAUAUUAACAUAAGGAAAUUAACUUAAAAAAAAAAAAUUAGAGGAUAAUAAUAAUUAAGAAGAUGAAGAAAAAAAAAUAUUAUAAGAUAAAUGUGAACAAGAAGAAGAAGAAAAAAAAAGUUCACCUUCUAAAAUGAAUAUUAUAACUAGAAAAAAAAAUGAUAAAAACCAAGAAAGUAAAAAUAUAAAUAAUUAAUAAUAAUAAUAAUAAUAAUAAUAAUAAUAAUAAUAAUAAUAAUAAUAAUAAAAAUAUUAAUAAUAAAAAUACUAAUAAGAAAAAAAGCCAGAAAAAAAAGGUUAUAAUAGUCAUUAUAAUUAAAGAAAUGAUAAUUAUAGAGGAAAACAUAAUUAUAAUAAAGAUAGAAAUAAUUAUAAUUCCGACGAUAAUUAGAAUGAAGAUGAAUAUGAUGUUGGAUAUAAAACUAAAGAAGGUAAUAAAAUAGAUGAAUUUAAAAGAAAUAAAGGGAAUUUACCUAUUGAUCAAGAAAAUAAUGAUGAUGAAAAUAGUGAAGAUCUUCAAAAAAAAAUUGAAUUGGAUAGUGAUUUUAGUGAUGAAGCUGAAAAUAAAAGACAGAGAAGAAGAUUUGAUAAUUAAUAAAGAAACAACGAAGGAACAGUUGGAAAUAAAUUGAUUAAGGGUAAUGCUGAUAAGGUAGGAGGAUAUAAUAAAAAUUAUUAAAAUAGAAAUAAGGAUGAUUAUAAUAGAAAGAAAAAUCAAGAUUUUAAUAAAAAUAAAGAAUAUGACAACCGAAAUUAUCAAAAUAAAAACUUCGAAAAAGAUGAUUAAUAAAGAAAUUAGGAUAACAAGAAAAAUAGCGAUAACAAAUAGAAUUCAGAUAUAAAAUCAGAUAAAAUAAAUUAAGAUAAUAUUGAUAUUAAUUAGACUGAUAAUAAAAAUGAAAAUAAUAGAUAAAAUAAUAUUAGAAAUGAUAAUAAUAGAAGUGAACAUAAUAGAAAUUAUAAUAAUAGUAAUAGAAAUUAUGAUUAAAACAAAAAUUAUGAUAAUAGAAAUAAUGAUAAUAAUCGAAAUUAUAAUAAUAAGAAUUAUGACAAUAAUCGAAAUUAUAAUAACAGAAAUUAUGAUAAUAAUAGGAAUUAUGAUAAUAAUAGGAAUUAUGAUAAUAAUCGGAAUUAUGAUAAUAAUAGGAAUUAUGAUAAUAAUAGAAAUUAUGAUAAUAAUAGGAAUUACGAUAAUAAUAGGAAUUAUGAUAAUAAUAGGAAUUAUGAUAAUAGUAGGAAUUAUAAUAGUAAUAGAUAAUAAGACAGAAAUUAAGAUAGUAGAAAUAAAGAUAGAAACUAUUACAAGAAUUUUGAUAAUGAUUACGAUAGAAAUUAUGAAAAUCAAAAAAAUAAUCCAAAUAACACAAAUUAAAAAUAUGAUUAUAAUAAAAAUAGAGAUAAUGAGUAUAAUAGAAAUAGGUAAUAAGAUAAUGACUAAAGGAGAGAUAACUAAAAAUAAGAUGAUAUGAGUUAAUAAGAUAAUAGAAAUUAAUAAAAUAACAAAAUAAUAUAAGAUAACAAAAACUAAAGAAAUCAAUAAAAUAGAAAUUAUAAUUAAAGAGAAGAAAAUAAAUAUGACGAUAGAAGUUCUGAAGACUAAAGACAAAACUAAAGAAAUUAAUUAAAAAGAUAAUAUAAAUGA